This is a messenger RNA of Helianthus annuus (common sunflower), 1622 nucleotides long. RefSeq names its product protein arginine methyltransferase NDUFAF7, mitochondrial. Gene Ontology annotation, molecular function: protein-arginine omega-N symmetric methyltransferase activity. Gene Ontology annotation, cellular component: mitochondrion. The record is from RefSeq and is a predicted model, not a curated record. The coding region runs from base 62 to 1501 and encodes 479 amino acids. The transcript has 10 exons. NCBI's taxonomy places the organism in Eukaryota, Viridiplantae, Streptophyta, Magnoliopsida, Asterales, Asteraceae. Gene Ontology annotation, biological process: mitochondrial respiratory chain complex I assembly.
UCUGGAUUUGAGGUUUAUUUUGCUCUGAGCACCUGCACCGGUUCACAAACACACCAUCGAAAUGCUACGAAGAUUCAUUACACACCCUUCAUUAGCAAAACGAUGUCGUUGCCUCAUCUCCCCACAACCCUCCGCUGCCGGCGCCGCCUCGUUCCGUCGAUGUUCCUUUUCCUCGUCUCAAGUUCCGGUCGAACCACCGCCGGAGGCUCAGUUUUCCGAUGAUUACAGCUCCCAACCGUCAGCCAGGAUAUCUGUAGAUCGGUCUGGAUUGAACAAUCCUACUGAGCAUUCUCAUGAAGCUUCUGCUGAUUCUGAGCUUGUUAAGCAUCUUAAAAGCGUAAUUAAGUUUAGAGGUGGUCCGAUAUCGGUUGCCGAGUACAUGGAGGAAGUAUUGAUAAAUCCCAAGGCUGGGUUUUAUAUAAAUCGGGAUGUGUUUGGUGCAGAAGGCGACUUUAUAACCUCUCCUGAAGUAAGCCAAAUGUUUGGAGAGAUGAUUGGUGUUUGGGCAAUGUGUUUGUGGGAGCAAAUGGGCCAACCGGAUAGAGUCAAUCUAGUUGAGCUUGGGCCCGGAAGAGGAACGCUCAUGGCUGAUCUUCUACGAGGUGCUUCAAAGUUUGAGAAGUUUACACAAUCCAUAAACAUACACAUGGUUGAAGUCAGUCCCGCGCUAAAGAAAAUCCAAAAGAUGACGUUGAAAUGCAAUAAUGAAGAUGAUGCUGAUGAAAAUACUGCUACCACUUUGACUGGAAUACCCGUCUCAUGGCACUCGACCCUAGAGGAGGUUCCAACCGGAUUGCCAACAAUUAUUAUCGCCCAUGAAUUUUUCGAUGCGUUACCAGUUCAUCAGUUUCAGAAAGCUUCCCGUGGCUGGUGUGAAAAAAUGAUUGAUGUUGGAGAAGAUUCAAAGUUCCGUGUUGUGCUCUCACCUCAACCUACACCAGCAACGCUUUAUCUUCUAAAACGUUGCAAGUGGGCCCAGACUCAAGAAUUGUCCAAACUCGAACAUGUUGAGGUUUGCCCCAAAGCAAUUGAUUUGACACAAACCAUAGCCAAGAGAAUAAGCAGUGACGGUGGUGGAGCGCUUAUAAUCGAUUAUGGCUUGGACUCGAUAGUCUCCGACAGUCUUCAGGCAAUUCGAAAACAUAAGUUUGUUAAUGUUCUGGAUGAUCCGGGUUCUGCGGAUCUAAGUGCAUACGUUGACUUUCCUGCAAUCAAACACUCUGCUGAAGAAGUUUCAGAAGACGUGUGUGUGUACGGACCCAUCACUCAGUCCCAGUUUCUUGGUAAUCUUGGGAUAAAUUUCCGGGUGGAAGCGUUGCUGCAAAACUGCACAGACGAGCAAGCAGAGUCGCUGAGAACAGGGUACUGGCAGUUGGUGGGGGACGGUGAAGCCCCUUUUUGGGAAGGCCCGGAUGAGCUGACGCCCAUUGGGAUGGGUAGUCGGUAUUUGGCAAUGGCCAUUGUUAACAAGAAGCAGGGUACCCCUGUUCCGUUCCAUUAGCAUACAUUAUCUUUUUGUUAAAGGAAAAUUAAUCAUGUCAUUUGUUUUGAGUCCAAUAAGUAUCACAUUUUUUUGACUUCAUUUAUCAUGUGAAUGUGUCUCCCCAACCUAGUUGAGCUUU